AUGCAACAAAGUGGCGACGAGGAUGGGAUUGGACAAGAACUGAAGACGGCAAUGGCUCUCAGCAAGCUACCGGGAUUCGCUCCCGGCAGCGGCAGUUUCGACGUGUUCGUCGAAAGAUUCGAGCUCUACACCACAGUCAAUGAGAUUGCCAAGGCCAAGAAACUACAUCUGUUCUUGAGCGCCAUCGGAGAAGAAGCAUACGUGACGCUCCGAAGUCUGCUACUACCCAAGACGCCGAGCACGUCGUCAUACCCGGAAGUCGUGUCGGCGCAGAAGAAGCACUAUUCUCCGAGGCGGUCAGUGGUGAGUGAAAGAUACCAUUUCAACCAAAGGAAGCAAGCCUCUCAAGAAACUGUCGCCGAAUUUGUGGUGCAGCUGAAGAAAUUGGCAUCAUUAUGUGACUUCGGCGCCAUUUUGGAACAAGCGCUUCGUGACCGCCUGAUAGCAGGCCUGCAUUCCGAAGCCAUACGUUGCCGGUUGCCGGCCAUGAGCGACAGCGAGCUCACCUGGGACCGCGUCUGCAACACCGCUACGGCCAUGGAGACGGCAGCGAAAGACGCCGUGGAAAUGGUCGCGGAAAACACCGCCGAACAUGCGUGGGCGACACCUCUGGUGAUCGUGCCCAAGAAAAAUGGCAAGGAGCUUCGGCUAUGUGGUGACUACUGUGUCACAGUAAAUCCUGCCAUUGAGGUAGAUCAGUACCCGCUCCCUCUGCUAGAGCAUAUUUUUGCAACUUUACAUGGUGGAACUGUCUUUUUGGUUCUGGACUUGUCCAAGGCGUACUUACAGCUCGAAUUGAACGAGCGAGCACAAGAACUGCUCACUGUCAAUACCCACCUGGAACUGUUCAGGUUCCGGCGCUUGCCAUAUGGCGUAGCCUGGGCACCGGCGGUGUUCCAGGCCGUGAUGGAUCAGAUCCUACACGGCCUCUCAGGAACGGCCUGUUACUUAGAUGACGUUGUCAUCGCAGGCACAGAUAGAAAGCAAUGCCAUGACAGGUUGGAGCAGGUGCUCAUACGCCUAAGAGAACUUGGCAUACGGGUCAACACUGAGAAGUGUAAGCUGUUCCAAGAACGAAUCAGAUACCUGGGUCAUGAAGUUGACCAGAAUGGGUUGCAUCCUACAGCGGAUGAAGUAGCUGCCAUCAAGCAGGCGCCAAAACCGGACAACGUGACUCAGCUCAAAGCCUUUUUGGGCUUGGUCAUGAAAUAUGCCUGCCACACGCCUCCGAGGUCGCCUCUCCUCCACUGCCUGUGGUGCAAUCGGACCCUCAGGCUGAAGGAAGGCCGCCAGACCCGGGGUUAA
Molecule: messenger RNA, 1305 nt
Organism: Rhipicephalus microplus (southern cattle tick)
Lineage: Eukaryota; Metazoa; Arthropoda; Arachnida; Ixodida; Ixodidae
Source: RefSeq, a predicted model, not a curated record